UCGGAAUCGGUAGACUACAAGUCCAACACCGACGGCAGUUUCCCUUCUCCAUGAGGAAGGAGGUUCCUCCUCUAUAUAAACGUGUUCUCCUCUCCCGAUGAUGCCACCGCACCACUAAGCGAGCGUUUUUCGUCUUUCAUUCCCCUUUGGUCUUCCAAGUACAGUUUUCUCGUUCCCAGAAGAGAAACCAAAUUUGGAAAAAGAAUGAUUUCGCUGGUGAAGCUUGUCAUCUUCCUCGGUUUGUUUCAGGCGUGUCUUGGAGGGAGAAGGCUCACUGCCCUCGUGCAGCAGCCACCUCUUGUCCUCACCUACCACAAGGGCGCCCUGCUUCAGGGCAACCUUCCAAUCAACAUUGUCUGGUAUGGCCAAUUCUUGCCCUCCCAGAGGUCCAUUGUUAACGAUUUCCUUGCCUCUCUCGACUCCCACAAUCAAGAGACAAGCCCAGCCGUCUCGUCUUGGUGGAAGAUCACAGAAGAGUACUUAGUGAAGGCUGGCAAGCCCGGCGCUGCCACAGUUUUGCUCGGCAAGCAGGUGUUAGAUGAGAAGUACUCGUUGGGGAAGUCCAUUCAGAGGACCCAAAUCGGAGACCUGGCGGCAAAAGCUGCCACUCCCAACAGCAUCACUCUUGUGCUCACAUCCAAGGAUGUUGUGGUUGAUGGGUUCUGUAUGAGCAGCUGUGGCCUUCAUGGCUCUGCACCAAUGGCCAAAGGGUUGAAGGAGAAGUUUGCAUACAUCUGGGUGGGCAACUCUGAGACACAAUGCCCAGGCCGGUGCGCUUGGCCAUUCCACCAGCCCCUCUACGGUCCUCAGACUCCACCGCUGGUUGCACCAAAUGGUGAUGUGGGUGUUGAUGGAAUGAUCAUCAACAUUGCAAGCCUGCUGGCUGGUACUGUGACCAACCCCUUUGGGAAUGGCUACUUUCAGGGGCCAGCUACUGCCCCUCUGGAAGCAGCAUCGGCGUGUCCAGGAAUCUAUGGAAAGAAUGCGUACCCAGGGUAUGCAGGGGACCUCUUGGUGGAUUCGAGCACUGGUGCGAGCUACAACGCAAAUGGAAUUAACGGGAGAAAGUAUCUGCUGCCAGCACUCUGGAAUCCUGUGACCUCUGCUUGCUCGACCCUUAUGUGAAGCUCGGGAAAAAAGGACUGGGAUGCCACGUGUCGUAGAUAAAUUAUAAAAAACCAGAUGUUCUUGAACUUCUUCUGUAUUCGUUCGUUUAUUCUUCUACUUGGCGUUUGUUCAACCCUUUGUGGACUAAUUGCAUAAUAAAAUUGUAACUAUUGUUAUCGAA
Messenger RNA from Nymphaea colorata (pocket water lily), 1288 nucleotides. RefSeq names its product protein PHOSPHATE-INDUCED 1-like. The record is from RefSeq and is a predicted model, not a curated record. The coding region runs from base 205 to 1125 and encodes 306 amino acids. The transcript has a single exon. Lineage: Eukaryota; Viridiplantae; Streptophyta; Magnoliopsida; Nymphaeales; Nymphaeaceae.